AUGAGAAGGGAGAACCAGAGCAGUGUGUCCGAGUUCCUCCUCCUGGGGCUCCCCAUCCGGCCAGAGCAGCAGGGUGUGUUCUUCGUCCUGUUCCUGGGCAUGUACCUGACCACGGUGCUGGGGAACCUGCUCAUCAUCCUGCUCAUCAGGUUGGACCCUCGCCUCCACACCCCCAUGUACUUCUUCCUCAGCCAGUUGGCCUUCACUGACAUCUGUUUCUCAUCUGUCACUGUCCCUAAGAUGCUGAUAAACAUGCAUACUCAGGAUCAAUCCAUUCCCUAUGCAGGGUGUGUAACGCAGAUGUAUUUUUUCAUAUUUUUUGGCUGCAUUGAUAACCUGCUUCUCACAGUGAUGGCAUAUGACAGGUAUGUGGCCAUUUGUCACCCUUUACAUUACACCACCACCAUGAGGGAGGAGCUGUGCAUAUUUCUUUUGGCUGGAUCCUGGUUCCUCUCUUGUGCAAGUGCCCUGUCCCACACCAUCCUCCUGGCUCAACUGCUCUUCUGUGCUAACAAUACCAUCCCCCACUUCUUCUGUGACCUUGCUGCCCUGCUUAAACUCUCCUGCUCAGACACCUCCCUCAAUGAGAUUUUUAUCUUCAUUGUUGGGGGAUUAAUCAUUAUCCUUUCAUUUAUUGGGGUUCUAGUCUCUUAUGGCCGCAUUGGGGCCACCAUCCUGAGGUUUCCCUCAAUCAAGGGGAUAUAUAAAGCCUUGUCCACCUGUGGCUCCCACCUCUCUGUGGUAUUUCUCUUCUAUGGGACAAUCAUGGAUCUGUACUUUUUCCCAUCAUCGAGCAACUCCAAUGACAAAGACAUAAUUGCUUCAGUGAUGUACACAGUGGUCACUCCCAUGCUGAACCCCUUCAUCUAUAGCCUGAGGAACAGAGAUAUGAAAGGGGCCAUGGGGAAACUUCUCAGAAGGGAGAUUCUGUUCUCCAAGUGA
This is a messenger RNA of Mustela erminea (ermine), 942 nucleotides long. Its product is annotated as olfactory receptor 1J4-like. Gene Ontology annotation, molecular function: G protein-coupled receptor activity; olfactory receptor activity. The coding region runs from base 1 to 942 and encodes 313 amino acids. The record is from RefSeq and is a predicted model, not a curated record. Gene Ontology annotation, biological process: G protein-coupled receptor signaling pathway. Gene Ontology annotation, cellular component: membrane. The transcript has a single exon. NCBI's taxonomy places the organism in Eukaryota, Metazoa, Chordata, Mammalia, Carnivora, Mustelidae.